CAAAUUGCAAACAUUCUUACAAAACCUCUUUCUGCUGCUCAAUUUACUCUUUUUUGAUCAAGCCUUACUCUCACAAUGGUGCCGCUUGAAUCGCGGGGAUAUUAAGGGAGUAGCAUCACCACUCAGUAAAUCAAAAGCAUAUUCCAGAAACUUGGAGAAUAAUUCCUCAUAAUAUUCUUGUUAUGAAAAAUGAUGACUUGGCUAUUAGGUGUCGUGAGAUUAGUCGCUAAGACACUGUAUUCUGUUAUGAAGUUAACUACUGUACAGAGGUCAUUGCAUUCCAAAAUCAUCAUAUUCAAUACACGGUUUUCAUUGAAACCUUUUUACAUACACCUGUGUUGCUUGAGCUUUAUUACCUUUAACCUUUUUACGUGCGUGUGUGCGUGUGUGCUUGUCCUUCGUUUCUGAAGAUUCGGUAAUCCAGAGAGAAAUCAUGUCGAACUCAGGGCAACUGAACAAUUUGAGUCUCGCGUCGCGUAUCGGUGGGAAGUUGGAGAAGAAAGACGUACUCUUGGCUGUUGAAAAGUAUGAGAAGUAUCACGCCGCUUAUGAAGGUGAAGAAGAAGACAGAAAAGCUAACUAUACUGACUUGGUUAAUAAAUACUACGAUCUUGCCACCAGCUUUUAUGAGUUUGGCUGGGGGGAUUCAUUCCAUAAUGCACCCAGAUGGAAAGGGGAGACCAUUCGAGAGAGCAUCAAGCGACAUCAGCACUUUCUUGCUUUACAACUAGGCCUGAAACCUGGGCAGAAGGUGUUGGACGUUGGCUGUGGAAUCGGUGGACCUCUGAGGGAAAUUUCUAGAUUCACCUUAACAUCAGUGACGGGGGUGAACAACAAUGAAUACCAGAUAUCGAGGGGAAAGGAACUGAACCGCGCUGCUGGAGUGGAAAAAAACUGUGACUUUGUCAAGGCUGACUUCAUGAAAAUGCCAUUUCCUGACAAUAGUUAUGAUGCAGUAUAUGGAAUUGAGGCCACUUGUCAUGCACCAGAUGCAUAUGGAUGCUACAAAGAAAUAUACAGAGUACUAAAGCCUGGCCACUAUUUUGCUGCAUAUGAGUGGUGCACGACCGAUUCUUUCAAUCCCAAUAACCGAGAACAUCAAAAAAUAAAGGCAGACAUCGAGAUUGGUGAUGGCCUUCCGGACAUCAGGACGACAGGAAAAUGCCUUGAAGCUCUGAAGCAAGCAGAUUUUGAGCUUAUAUGGGAGAAAGAUAUCGCCCUGGACUCACCUCUCCCCUGGUACUUGCCUCUGGAUAAAAAUCACUUCUCACUGACUAAUUUCCCUGCAACUUCGGUUGGGCGUUUCGUUACAAGAAACAUGGUCAGGAUCCUGGAAUUUGUGGGACUUGCCCCUAAGGGAAGUCAACGUGUUCAAAUUUUUCUAGAGCAGGCUGCAGAUGGUCUAGCUGAAGGUGGAAGGAAAGGGAUUUUCACACCAAUGUACUUCUUUCUGGCCCGGAAGCCGCUUUCAGAGGAUCGCUAAUUUGGCAGUGUAAACCAAUAAACCAGACAGCAAGAGUCAUCAUGGAAUUAUAAACAAGUUUAAGCGUAUGCUAAGAGUUGCAAGUAGCUUGUCUCUGUUCGAUCAGUUUCCUUUACGUGUGGUGCUAUUUCUACAAUAAGUCUGAGGAAUGUUGUUAACUUUGGCUGCAUUGGGACAUUGUCUCUUUUACUCACCUAACUAUGAAUAAAACUUCCUCCCCUGAUUUGUGUGCA
Carya illinoinensis is the source of this 1716-nucleotide messenger RNA. Its product is annotated as cycloartenol-C-24-methyltransferase-like. Gene Ontology annotation, cellular component: endoplasmic reticulum. Bases 434 to 1483 code for a protein of 349 amino acids. The transcript has 13 exons. Gene Ontology annotation, biological process: sterol biosynthetic process. The record is from RefSeq and is a predicted model, not a curated record. Gene Ontology annotation, molecular function: sterol 24-C-methyltransferase activity. NCBI's taxonomy places the organism in Eukaryota, Viridiplantae, Streptophyta, Magnoliopsida, Fagales, Juglandaceae.